UGGUUUCUGUCUGUGAACAGAAGCUGCAGCACUUCAGGUGAGAGCAGAGAAAAGCAAGUGCUGUCUUCCUGCUCAUCCUCUGAUUGGGAAUGACCUCAGCUGCUCCAUCCCCUGAUCCAAGUUUGGAUAAUGAGUGGAAAGAACGGAAGAAGAAAUUUGCAAAAACCUACAGUCUGGAUGAAGAAAGAUAUAGAAGACUAGUGUGGGAGGAGAGUAAGAAGAAAAUUGAGGCACACAAUGCAGACUAUGAGCAGGGCAAGACCAGCUUCUACAUGGGCCUGAAUCAAUUUAGUGACUUGACUCUAGAAGAAUUCAGUACAAAUUGCUGUGGAAGCUCAAUGUGUAGAGGAGAAAUGGCUCAUGAUUGGCCUGAACCUGAGGAUUUGGGAAAGAACAGCUACCUGACACCUGGGAGGGAUCAGCCAGAGUAACAGUUGUGGCUUGACUGGUAACAAUAGCAUAGACUAGGAAUGAAGCAAGCACUCUGCCAUUGCCUUGGGAGUCUUCUGCCUCCUUGUGUGAGAAGAAUGAUGCUAGAGAGGCUCAACAGCAGGAAGCAGCCCAUCACAGUGUCCAGCACCUGCUGUGUGUAGUGCAACAUGGAAUUCAUGUAAGAUCAACACUGUGGUGUGAACUCUGAGGCACAUUCAUGCUAAUAAAACUACCAGUUUU
Mus pahari (shrew mouse) is the source of this 672-nucleotide messenger RNA. Its product is annotated as protein CTLA-2-beta-like. The transcript has 5 exons. The coding region runs from base 90 to 431 and encodes 113 amino acids. The record is from RefSeq and is a predicted model, not a curated record. Lineage: Eukaryota; Metazoa; Chordata; Mammalia; Rodentia; Muridae.